Molecule: messenger RNA, 6345 nt
Organism: Equus caballus (horse)
Lineage: Eukaryota; Metazoa; Chordata; Mammalia; Perissodactyla; Equidae
Gene: AP2A2
Product: adaptor related protein complex 2 subunit alpha 2
Biological process (GO): clathrin-dependent endocytosis; intracellular protein transport
Cellular component (GO): membrane coat; AP-2 adaptor complex
Molecular function (GO): clathrin-cargo adaptor activity
Source: RefSeq, a predicted model, not a curated record
ACAUUUUUCACAUUCUGAAACCAGCAUGCAUGUCAAGAGCCCGUGAAAUAUGGUCCUCAUUAGCUUCAGUGGUGGUCUCACGUUGUUCCAGGUGCCACUAAGCCCCUGGAGCAGUGUCCUGCUUCAUUUCCUUAACGGCCCAGUGAGGAGCGGGCCUUAGAGAAGUUGAGGGACCCCAGGACACAGCCUGGACCCUGAUCCUCAGUCAGGAUGCAUUUGUAGUUUGUGGCCAGCUUUCCCAAGCAGGGAUAUGGGUGUCACUACCAUCAUCCCUAUUUACAGCUCAGAAAAGGCUCUGGUUAACAGUUUGAAAUUAGUGGAAUCAAAAAACAAUUCUAGCCCAAUAUUGAAACUAACAUUUUAAGGACUGUCUCAGUCUGGUCCAAUCAGGAGAGAGAAACCACAGUGAGAGUUAGGGAUGUUUACUGUAAAGAAUUACUGAGCUCUGGUAAGAGUGACUAAGAUACAAGGGGGCGGUGUGGCCUGGGGCUGAAGGAGAGCUCCCAGGAGAACAAAUCUGGAGGCCCCUUCCUGGAUCAGGGCAGGUAGGUGAGCCAGCUGGAGAGCGGAGAAGCUCAGAGGACAGAGAAGGUUGUCACUGGUUUGGCCAGGGUGCAGAGUUGGGGGCAUGCAGAGGGCAGGAACUCCCCCAUCCACAGGCAAAUUGUGUGGGGCUGCUGGGCAAAUCUGGAUGUUGGUGUGGGCAGGAACCUAUCUGGCCGCUAGGGUCGUGUUGAGAGGGCUGUGGGAAGGUUAUGGCCAGGGUGGGGCCGAGAGGUCACUGUGGGACCACAGAGCUCCUCCCAUCUUCACCCCAAACUGCGGGCAGGCCCCUUCCUGCACCUGUGUCCCUCAGUGCUCCUUUUGGAGACAGCUGUGAAGGAAAGGCGCAGAGGGGUUCUGCCCUGGGCCCGAGCUUUGUGGAGGUGUGUUUGGAGCUGACCACUGGCUUGAGGACCCUCUGUGUCCUGACAGUGAGUUUUGCAGUUGGGAGACUGGCUUGGGCUCCUGAAGAAUGAAGAGCCAGGCCCAGCAGUACCCUGUGGAGGGCUGUCAGGAUGCUGGGCUCCUCAUGCACAUGGAAGGGGUUUCUUGUGCACUCUGCCUGGGCCUUGCUCCCGAGGUAGAUAGGUGGUAGGUGCUGGGGAUGUGCCGGGUGAAUGCAGGUGGAGCUAGCAAACACACUUUCUUGACAGAAACGAGCAGGCUUUUGUUUUCAAGGCCUUCCACUGAGUCUGAAGUGCAAGUGCUGUCCCUUGGAGCAGUGGCACAGAGUGCCUGGGGUGGCUCUCCUUGCCCUGAUGGAGGGUUUUCAGAGUGUGUGAGGUGUGCCUGAGGCAGGAUGCAUUAUGACGUCAUUCUCAAACUCAGAGGUGGCCCUCCUCUUAGUCUGCAGCCCUCACAGAUGCGUGCUGCUGAGAAGCCAGGUCUGGGAGGGUUGAUGGUUUGAAACUUGCCAGACAAAGCAGUGGGGUCACCAUCAACCUCAGGUCCAGCAGGCGAGCCUGCAGUGAGCGCCCCCUAGACCCAGCCGAAGCUCUGCGGGAGCCCCCAGCCUGACACCGGCAUAUGUCCCGGGAAGUGAUGGUUCCUCCAGCCCUCAGGCCUGAGUCUUCAUGGGAGCUGCUUGAUGGAGGAAGCCCGCCCAGCUGCACAGUUUCUGAUGAGAAAGAGAACCGUUCUGAAGGGAGGACUCAGGGCUCGGGCCUCAUUUGGAUGCAAUCAAUGAAGAGGAAAGGCUUCCUCAGGGGUCACUCUUGAGCAGGUGACAAGGCUCUUGAUGGCUAUAGUAAAAAAAAAUACGUCUGCAAGUUGCUCUUCAUCUUUCUCUUGGGUCACGACAUUGACUUUGGACAUAUGGAGGCCGUGAACCUGCUGAGCUCCAACAGAUACACGGAGAAGCAGAUUGGCUAUCUCUUCAUCUCUGUGUUGGUGAACUCUAACAGUGAGCUGAUCCGCUUGAUCAACAACGCCAUCAAGAAUGACCUGGCUAGUCGAAACCCCACCUUCAUGGGGUUGGCCCUGCACUGCAUCGCCAACGUGGGCAGCCGAGAGAUGGCUGAGGCGUUUGCUGGGGAGAUUCCUAAAAUCCUCGUAGCUGGGGAUACCAUGGACAGUGUGAAGCAGAGCGCUGCCCUGUGUUUGCUGCGUUUGUACCGAACGUCUCCCGACCUUGUGCCCAUGGGCGACUGGACGUCCCGAGUGGUGCACCUCCUCAACGACCAGCAUUUGGGAGUGGUAACUGCGGCCACAAGUCUCAUCACCACCUUAGCACAAAAGAACCCAGAAGAGUUUAAAACCUCUGUCUCUCUGGCCGUCUCCAGAUUAAGCAGAAUUGUUACGUCUGCAUCCACCGAUCUUCAGGAUUAUACUUACUAUUUUGUCCCGGCUCCCUGGCUGUCGGUGAAACUUCUGAGGUUGCUCCAGUGCUACCCACCCCCAGAAGACCCUGCUGUGCGAGGCCGCCUGACCGAGUGCCUGGAGACGAUUCUGAACAAAGCCCAAGAACCACCAAAGUCCAAAAAAGUCCAACAUUCCAACGCCAAGAACGCUGUGCUGUUUGAGGCGAUCAGCCUCAUCAUUCAUCACGACAGUGAGCCAAACCUGCUCGUCCGUGCUUGUAACCAGCUGGGCCAGUUCCUGCAGCACCGGGAGACCAACCUGCGCUACCUGGCCCUGGAGAGCAUGUGCACUCUGGCCAGCUCUGAGUUCUCCCACGAGGCGGUGAAGACGCACAUCGAGACAGUCACCAAUGCUCUGAAGACGGAGCGGGACGUGAGUGUGCGGCAGCGGGCCGUGGACCUCCUCUACGCCAUGUGCGACCGCAGCAAUGCCCAGCAGAUUGUGGCCGAGAUGCUGAGCUACUUGGAGACAGCCGACUACUCCAUUCGAGAGGAGAUUGUGCUGAAGGUCGCCAUCUUGGCGGAGAAGUACGCUGUGGACUACACGUGGUACGUGGACACCAUCCUGAACCUGAUCCGGAUUGCCGGUGACUACGUGAGCGAAGAGGUGUGGUACCGCGUCAUUCAGAUUGUCAUCAACCGGGACGACGUGCAGGGCUAUGCCGCCAAGACGGUGUUCGAGGCUCUUCAGGCCCCGGCGUGCCAUGAGAACCUGGUCAAAGUGGGCGGCUACAUCCUGGGGGAGUUUGGAAACUUGAUAGCUGGGGACCCGAGAUCCAGUCCUCUCAUCCAGUUCAACCUGCUGCACUCCAAGUUCCACCUGUGCAGUGUCCCCACCAGGGCACUCCUCUUAUCCACCUACAUCAAGUUUGUGAACCUCUUUCCUGAGGUGAAGACCACCAUUCAGGAUGUACUGCGCAGCGACAGCCAGCUGAAGAACGCCGAUGUGGAGCUGCAGCAGCGGGCCGUGGAGUACCUGCGGCUCAGCACCGUUGCCAGCACUGACAUCCUGGCAACUGUCCUGGAGGAGAUGCCCCCGUUUCCAGAGCGCGAGUCCUCCAUCCUGGCCAAGCUCAAGAAGAAGAAGGGCCCGAGCACGGUGACAGACCUGGAGGAAGCCAAGCGGGAGAGGAGCGCCGACAUCAAUGGGGGCCCUGAGCCUGCCCCGGCCAGCGCCAGCGCCACGUCCACGCCUUCUCCUUCGGCAGACCUCCUGGGUCUGGGGGCCGCACCACCUGCCCCUGUGGGCCCCCCACCCUCCUCCGGCGGGCUGCUUGUGGACGUGUUCUCAGACUCACCCUCCGCAGUUGCGCCUCUUGCUCCCGGCUCCGAGGACAACUUUGCCAGGUUUGUCUGUAAAAAUAACGGGGUGUUGUUUGAAAACCAGCUGCUUCAAAUCGGACUUAAGUCUGAAUUUCGGCAGAAUUUAGGUCGGAUGUUUAUAUUUUAUGGUAAUAAGACCUCCACGCAGUUCUUAAGUUUCACUCCAACACUAAUCUGUUCAGAUGACCUUCGGGCUAAUCUGAGCCUGCAGACCAAGCCUGUGGACCCAACUGUGGACGGGGGCGCGCAGGUGCAGCAGGUUGUCAACAUAGAGUGCGUGUCUGACUUCACAGAGGCGCCGGUCCUCAAUAUCCAGUUCAGGUAUGGGGGAACCUUUCAGAAUGUGUCCGUUAAGCUGCCUAUCACACUCAACAAAUUUUUCCAGCCCACAGAAAUGGCUUCUCAGGAUUUCUUUCAGCGUUGGAAGCAACUGAGCAAUCCUCAGCAGGAAGUGCAGAACAUUUUCAAAGCAAAGCAUCCAAUGGACACGGAGAUCACCAAAGCCAAGAUUAUUGGGUUUGGUUCUGCACUCCUUGAAGAAGUCGAUCCUAACCCUGCAAAUUUUGUGGGAGCCGGUAUCAUACAUACCAAAACCACCCAGAUUGGAUGCUUACUGCGCUUGGAGCCGAAUCUGCAAGCCCAGAUGUACCGACUCACACUGCGGACAAGCAAGGAAACCGUCUCUCAGAGACUGUGUGAAUUGCUGUCAGAACAGUUUUAAUCCACAAGGGUGGAGUAUCAGGCUCGUGUGUCUGUGCAUUUUUCUUCAUCUCUACCAUUUGUCUUCAUUACCAUGCUGCAAAUAAAUACCCCCGUCUGCUGUCGCAGCACAGCACCUCCCAGCCCUGCUUCUCCAGCCCUUGGCCCUCCUGGGGAUGGACGGGAACACAGGCGCGCAGUUUCAGAAGAAGAGCCCGAGCCUGGACUGCAGCCGGCCUGCCAAGUCAGAAGGAGGGAGCCUGGAUCCUGGGAUCAGUUUUUAUAGAAAUCAAGACAGUUCUGUGGUUAAAUCUACAAAUUAAAGGGAAAUUAGAAGUUUGAAUGAAAAUGGAAAUUUUUUUGAAAUUUUGUUGAAACACCACUGCUUUAUUGCUGAUAGUUCAUCUCUGAUUUUCUGAGAGAAGCAGCAGCAUUUUCCUGUAGUAGAGCUAGAUUUUAACUAGGGCGUUUGGCUGUUUUGGUGGGUGAGGCUAGGUGCAGGAGGCGUGUGAUGUAGCUCGUGGGCUGGUGAGGUGCGUCCACAUGUAGCCUGGGUGCCAUCCCCAGCCCUGGGAGCAUGAGCAUGGCGCCUGUGGGCUUGCUGCAGCAUUGGCCGGCAGUGUUCCUAAUGCGGAAGUUAGGAACAUUUGUGUUUUUAAUGACUCUCAGCACCACCAUGUGUCCUGGCGAGAUGUGUCCUGUUCUCCUUCUCCUUGCACCAUAUUCUUAAAGGAACAUUUGUAAUGCUCUCUGACAGUCUGAGACCUGUUUGCAGUGUGGUGGGAGCAGGGUUACUGGAAGCUCCAGAGGUUAUGCAUCUCACCUCACUGUCCUUGGGGCUCAAGUGAGCACACUGUUAUCGUAGUAGCCAGGGGCUGGUUCCUGUUUGUGACUGGAGGGCUAAAUGUGGGCCGGAACGUGAGCUGGUCUCUUCCCUGUUUGGUGGCCUUAACCUGUCAGUGUGGUUUGCCCUGGGUCGUGACUGCAGGCUCGGGUGCUGUGGACCUUGGCCUGUGUGGUAGGGGAGGGAGGCCUGGAUGUGGUGAGGAAGCAGGGGGCCAUGCUGGGGAUGAGCUGUAGCCCGUCCGCUGCAGCUGCUCUGGUCUCUCGGCUCUCGUGGUGUCACCCUGUGCUGGCUGCCAGGCUGCUGGUCUGCACCCUGAGGUGGCUGUGACAGGAGCAGAGCUGAGCCAGGGCCUCUGUUCUGUUAGUGGCUGAUGUGCCAGGUGGGUGACUGGCACAGGCUGGCAGGUUUGUCCUAAGUAAACAUGUCUGUGUUGUCAGUAGUUGAGGGACCUAGGAAGACCCAGGGCCCUCCGUCGGUUCUCCUGGUUUAGCAGUAGGGACUGGGCUCCUCAGACGUACCUGGGGGAGCCACAUGGGGCACUGAAGAGCACGGGCCACCCUUUGCUGCGGUAUGGGUCCUGGGGAAGCAGCUUCAGGGAAUCGCUGUCUGGGUGCUGGUGCCACUGCAGGAUGGUGUGGCUGGGGUCCUUGCCAUGCUACAGACACUCCCACUCAAGUUUCCCACACCCACCAUUCUGUGUAGCCCCUGGGGUGCAUGGUCUGCCAUCCAUGUUGAUUUGAGUCACCGGCAUCUCUGUGUCCUGUGGAGUCUGCAGCUGGUGCCAGCGUGUGGUGACAUAGCAGUUGACAGUACCAGGGUGGCAUUGCAGAUUGAUGUCGUGGCUGUGCCACCAAGGUGAUGUUCGUCAUGCUUUUGUUCAACCUGCUAGACAGUGCGUGGUGCUUCGGUGCUGCCAUGUGGACCACCAGCUCAGUGGUGGUUUCCUGUGUCAGUCGAUGUCCUCCCUAGAGAGUCAAGGCGGCUCUGCUGGGCUUUCACUGGGGGCCAUUCUAGGUGAGGAUCCAUCAGUAAAGCAUGUUCCUUUCCAAAGAAAAAUAAAUGCUAGAACAGUGA